Schistosoma rodhaini is the source of this 1514-nucleotide messenger RNA. The record is from the annotation of a GenBank genome assembly. NCBI's taxonomy places the organism in Eukaryota, Metazoa, Platyhelminthes, Trematoda, Strigeidida, Schistosomatidae.
AAAAAAUGGAAACUUAUUCAAUGAUCUUUUAUGAAAAAGAAAAUAUUUUUUAAUAUAUUAAAAAUUAAUAGAACCUUAUUUUUAUAAUUAAACAGCAUCAUCGUCAUCAUCACCAUUGAAUUAUCUUCUUUGUUAUAUAAAAAAGCAACACAAUUCCUUGAAUGUCACGUAAGCGACCAUCAUUUAUGGUACAUGACUUAUUACAAGAAACUGAAGUUACAUUUAAACAUUGGCAACAUAAAGAUCUUUUUAAUUUUCAAACUAAAAAAAAGGUUUUAUUAGAUGAUGAAGAAGAUAAUGAUGUUGAUGAUGAUGAUAUCAGUACUGAAGAUAUUGACAACUUUUCUAAAUUAUAUAACAAUAAACUAAAUUUUAUUCAUCAACAGUAUAAAUCUAAUCCUUCUAGUUUAUUCGAUGUAUACAAAAAUGAUUGGGAUAAUUGUUUAUUUAAUGUAAAACAUAUAAUACCAUUGGAUAAAGAAGAUCUAAUGAAUACCCAUCUAUUGAAUAAAACGAAUGAAAAAGAAAUUUUCUAUUAUCCUCAUCAUCAUCCUCCUCCUCCUCAUCAUCAUAAGAAUUUAAUCAAGAAAUCAAGAAAAGCACGUACAGCCUUCACGGAUUAUCAGUUAACUGAAUUAGAACAAAGUUUUGAUCGUCAAAAAUAUUUAGCUGUACAAGAUCGAAUAGAAUUAGCAAGUAAAUUAAAUUUAACUGAUAGACAAGUUAAAACAUGGUAUCAAAAUAGAAGAACAAAAUGGAAACGUCAAACAGCUGUUGGUCUUGAAUUAAUGACAGAAACUGAAAAUUUUAUAGCAAUACAACAUUUAAUAGAACAAAAUCCAUUUUGGGCAUAUCAUCCAACAGUGAAAUAUAUUUUAUCAAAUAUAAAUCCUAUUCAUAAAUCAUCAUCAUCGUCGACUACAUUGACGACGACGAUGACGACGACGACGACGAUGACAUCAACAACAACAACAAAACCAAUAACAGUGAACAUAUCAUUGAAUAAUCAAAAUUCAUCCUUAGUAACAACAGAGGCAAAUGAGUUGGCAACUAAAACAACACCAACGAUUUCAGAUGUCGGUAAUCAUAAUCAUCAUCACCACCAUCAAUAUCAUCAACAUCAUCAAGACUAUAAACAACAUCUUCAAAGUACUUAUCCUAGGAUAUUAAAUGCGUUGCCAGUUAGAAGAAACUCAUUAAAUGAUGAAGACCAUGUUCAUAUAAAACCAUCCUUAUUAUGUAUUCCUUCAUCGAAUAAUCCAUCAUUCUAUACAAAAUCAAUAAAUUUAGAACAAUUAGAAAUCAGAAAAAAAUCAAUAAAUUCAUUUAAAAAUCAAUCAAUCAUUAAUCAAUUUAUUGAUAUACAACAAUUAUGGUCAAUCAUACCAUCAUUAAAUCAAUCAAUCAAUAAUGAAUAUUCUAAUCUUCUUCCUUCUUCUUCAUCAUCUUCUUCAUCUUCAUCAACAUCAUCUGUUCCUGGUAUUUGUUGUCAUUCAUUAAUUGAAGGAACUUGA